GAUGGCCCCCCCAGGGCAGGCCCUGCGGACACCCCUCCCUCCGGCUGGCGGAUGCAGUGCCUAGCGGCCGCUCUUAAGGACGAAACCAACAUGAGUGGGGGAGGGGAGCAGGCCGACAUACUGCCGGCCAACUACGUGGUCAAGGAUCGCUGGAAGGUGCUGAAAAAGAUCGGGGGCGGGGGCUUUGGUGAGAUCUACGAGGCCAUGGACCUGCUGACCAGGGAGAAUGUGGCCCUCAAGGUGGAGUCAGCCCAGCAGCCCAAGCAGGUCCUCAAGAUGGAGGUGGCUGUGCUCAAAAAGCUGCAAGGGAAAAGCCACGUGUGCAGGUUCAUUGGCUGUGGCCGGAAUGAGAAAUUUAAUUAUGUGGUGAUGCAGCUCCAGGGCCGGAAUCUGGCCGACCUGCGCCGCAGCCAGCCGCGAGGCACCUUCACGCUGAGCACCACGCUGCGGCUGGGCAAGCAGAUCCUGGAGUCCAUUGAGGCCAUCCACUCGGUGGGCUUCCUGCACCGUGACAUCAAGCCGUCAAACUUUGCCAUGGGCAGGCUGCCCUCCACCUACAGAAAGUGCUACAUGUUGGACUUCGGGCUGGCCCGGCAGUACACCAACACCACGGGGGAUGUUCGGCCCCCUCGGAAUGUGGCCGGGUUUCGAGGGACUGUUCGUUAUGCCUCAGUCAAUGCCCACAAGAACCGGGAGAUGGGCCGCCACGAUGACCUGUGGUCCCUUUUCUACAUGCUGGUAGAGUUUGCAGUGGGGCAGCUGCCCUGGAGAAAGAUCAAGGACAAGGAGCAGGUAGGGAUGAUCAAGGAGAAGUAUGAGCACCGGAUGCUGCUGAAGCACAUGCCCUCCGAGUUCCACCUCUUUCUGGACCACAUUGCCAGCCUCGACUACUUCACCAAGCCUGAUUACCAGUUGAUCAUGUCGGUGUUUGAGAACAGCAUGAAGGAACGGGGCAUCGCUGAGAAUGAGGCCUUUGACUGGGAGAAGGCGGGCACCGAUGCCCUCCUGUCCACAAGCACCUCCACUCCACCCCAGCAGAACACGCGGCAGACGGCAGCCAUGUUCGGGGUGGUCAACGUGACGCCAGUGCCCGGGGACCUGCUCCGGGAGAACACCGAGGACGUGCUGCAGGGCGAGCACCUGAGUGACCAGGAGAACGCACCCCCAAUCUUGCCUGGGCGGCCCCCUGAGGGGCUGGGUCCCAGCCCCCACCUUGCCCCCCACCCCGGGGGUCCUGAGGCUGAAGUCUGGGAGGAGACGGAUGUCAACCGGAACAAACUCCGGAUCAACAUCGGCAAAACCCCUUGUGUGGUGGAAGAGGAGCAGAGCCGAGGUGUGGGGGUCCCCAGCUCCCCGGUGCGUGCCCCUCCAGACUCACCGACAACCCCAGUCCGUUCUCUUCGCUACCGGAGGGUCAACAGCCCUGAGUCUGAGAGGCUUUCCACAGCGGAUGGGCGGGUGGAACUGCAUGAGAGGAGGUCACGAAUGGAUCUGCCCGGCUCACCCUCGCGCCAAGCCUGCUCUUCGCAGCCGGCCCAGAUGCUCUCAGUGGACACAGGCCACGCCGAUCGGCAGGCCAGCGGCCGCAUGGACGUGUCAGCCUCCGUGGAGCAGGAGGCCCUUAGCAACGCCUUCCGCUCAGUGCCGCUGGCCGAGGAGGAGGACUUUGACAGCAAGGAGUGGGUCAUCAUUGACAAGGAGACAGAGCUCAAGGACUUCCCCCCGGGGGCCGAGCCCAGCACAUCGGGCACCACGGACGAGGAGCCCGAGGAGCUGCGGCCGCUGCCCGAGGAGGGCGAGGAGCGGCGGCGGCCAGGGGCAGAGCCCGCCGUCAGGCCCCGGGGACGAGGCAUGCAGACGCUGGCUGAGGAGGACCCUCGGCAGAUUCCAACCCAGCCCCUACCACCCCAGCUGAGCCAAGCUGAUGGCCGGUCAGAGACGUCGCAGCCCCCCACGCCCGGCAGCCCUUCCCACUCGCCCCUGCACUCGGGACCCCGGCCUCGACGGAGAGAGUCCGAUCCCACAGGCCCGCAGAGACAGGUGUUCUCCGUGGCAUCCCCGUUUGAGGUCAAUGGUCUCCCACGAGCUGUGCCUCUGAGCCUGCCCUACCAGGACUUCAAGAAAGACCUCUCUGAUUACCGAGAACGGGCUCGGUUGCUCAACAGGGUCCGGAGGGUGGGAUUCUCCCACAUGCUGCUCACCACCUCCCAGGUCCCACUGGCUCCUGUUCAGCCUCAAGCUAAUGGGAAGGAGGAGGAGGAGGAGGAGGAGGAGGAGGAGGAAGAGGAGGAAGAGGAGGAGGAAGAGGAGGAGGAGGAAGAAGAGGAGGAGGAGGAGGAAGAAGAGGAGGAGGAGGAGGAAGAAGAGGAGGAGGAGGAGGAGGAGGAGGAGGAAGAGGAGGAGGAGGCAGUGGCUCUAGGGGAGGUGCUGGGGCCUCGCAGUGGCUCCAGCAGUGAUGGGAGUGAGAGGAGCACUGACCGGAGCCAAGAGGGUGCCCCUUCCACGUUGCUGGCUGAUGACCAGAAGGAGUCCAGGGGCCGGGCCUCCAUGGCCGACGGGGACCUGGAGCCUGAGGAGGGCUCCAAAACGCUGGUGCUCGUCUCCCCUGGCGACAUGAAGAAGUCGCCCGUCACUGCCGACCUGGCCCCUGACCCUGACCUGGGCACUCUGGCUGCCCUCACUCCUCAGCAAGAGCGGCCCCAGCCCACCGGCAGCCAGCUGGACGUGUCUGAGCCAGGCACCCUGUCCUCUGUCCUCAAGUCUGAGCCCAAGCCCCCUGGGCCGGGAACAGGGCCAGGGGCCGGGGCAGUGACCACAGGGGCAGGAGGAGUGGCAGUCACCUCCUCACCCUUCACCAAAGUUGAGAGGACCUUUGUGCACAUUGCAGAGAAAACCCACCUCAAUGUCAUGUCUUCCGGUGGACAAGCCUCCCGGUCUGAGGAGCUGGGUGCUGGGGGUGAGCCGGGCCUGGAGGCACCCUCUGACGGGAGGGUUGUGGAGGAGGGGGCCUCCGUGCCCCUGGAGAAUGGCAUCGCCCAGUCAGGGCUGGAGAGCUGUGUUCUGUCUGGACCCCCGAUGGAUAGCCCCUUGGAGGUGGCCACAGACUCACUGCCCAAUGGCCCAGCCCUUGUUAACGGGCCAGCUCCAGCAUCCCCGCUGGAGCCAGGCCCAGAGAAACUGGCCACUGUCUCCCCCAGCCGCCAUGCCAUGCCAGGCCCUCGCCCCAGGAGCCGGAUCCCUGUCCUGCUGUCUGAGGAGGACACAGGUUCGGAGCCCUCGGGCUCACUGUCGGCCAAAGAGCGGUGGGGCAAGAGGGCCCGACCACAGCAGGACCUGGCACGGCUGGUGAUGGAGAAGAGGCAGGGCCGCCUGCUGCUGCGGCUGGCCUCUGGGGCCUCGUCCUCCUCCAGUGAGGAGCAGCGCCGUGCCUCUGAGACGCUCUCAGGCACGGGCUCAGAGGAGGACACGCCUGCCUCGGAGCCUGCUGCCCCCAGGAAGGCAGGGCGGGCAGCUACCACCCGGAGCCGGAUUCCCCGCCCCAUCAGCAUCCGCAUGCCCACGCCUGCUGCAGCCCAGCAGUCCCCUGGCAGACCCCACAGCGCUGCCCCCGCAUCUGACACAGCCAUCACCAGCAGGCUCCAGCUGCAGAAGCCCCCAGGGUCGGCCGUUGCUGCUGACCUCCGCCCCAAACAGCCCCCCGGCCGUGGCCCGGGCCCAGGGCGAGCCCCAGCCGGCACCAGGCCCCCCGCCCCGCGAAGUCCAGGCCCCUCCACCUCCGCCGCGCCACGCCAGCCCAGCGCGUCCCCCCGGAGCCAGUCCCUGUCCCGCAAAGAGAGCUCCUCUCCCUCGCACCAGGCCCGGCCCGCAGGUCCCCCGCCCCGGGGCGCCCCGCAGGCCCGGGCCCAGCCUGAUGGUACCCCCUCCCCGGGGGGCCCCAAGAAAGGACCCAGAGGGAAACUCCAGACUCAGCGCGCAGCAACCAAAGGCCGGGCGGGGGUCGCGGAGGGCCGGGCCGGGGCCAGAUAAUG
Messenger RNA from Lynx canadensis (Canada lynx), 4028 nucleotides. It is a transcript of the gene TTBK1, whose product is annotated as tau tubulin kinase 1. The record is from RefSeq and is a predicted model, not a curated record. Lineage: Eukaryota; Metazoa; Chordata; Mammalia; Carnivora; Felidae. The coding region runs from base 52 to 4026 and encodes 1324 amino acids. The transcript has 14 exons. Gene Ontology annotation, molecular function: ATP binding; protein serine/threonine kinase activity. Gene Ontology annotation, cellular component: nucleus; cytoplasm. Gene Ontology annotation, biological process: signal transduction; peptidyl-tyrosine phosphorylation; peptidyl-serine phosphorylation.